AUGAACAAAUCUGUGCACGGUGAGCCAACUAACUCUCGUCUUGGACACAUCUUUUGCGCUUCUAUCCAUACCACCAUGUUCAUGACUUUCUUAUGCCCCAGUCUUGUGUGUUGUGGAAACUUUAAUUUCUUAUGGAAGCGCAUGAUUAAGAGAUUCUUGGGUAAUUCUGACCAGAAGACGCCGGCUGAUUUGCAUUGUACUGAAGUCGUUUGGUACCAAUACGACGUUCUGGCUGAUGCAGUCCACGAGACAUCCUCCAACGUCUCGGCAAAGAUGUGCUGA
Protopolystoma xenopodis is the source of this 282-nucleotide messenger RNA. NCBI's taxonomy places the organism in Eukaryota, Metazoa, Platyhelminthes, Monogenea, Polystomatidea, Polystomatidae. The record is from the annotation of a GenBank genome assembly.